Molecule: messenger RNA, 1590 nt
Organism: Papaver somniferum (opium poppy)
Lineage: Eukaryota; Viridiplantae; Streptophyta; Magnoliopsida; Ranunculales; Papaveraceae
Product: protein ROOT INITIATION DEFECTIVE 3-like
Exons: 7
Coding region: 98-1462 (454 amino acids)
Biological process (GO): rRNA processing; DNA-templated DNA replication
Cellular component (GO): nuclear pre-replicative complex
Molecular function (GO): protein binding
Source: RefSeq, a predicted model, not a curated record
GUAGCCAAAAUUAGGUUUGAGCAUUUGGUGACUUUGGUCUCAAAACUCUUUAGAAACACCAUCUUCUCCUCUUAAUACCAGGCGGUGGUGGGAAUUGAUGGAAUUUUCCAAAACAAUGGAGGUGGUAAUGGCAUCAUCAAAACUAGAUGCAGGAAUAAGUUGUUUUGAUAUUGAAACAGGAGCAGAACAACUUCGUCUCAAAUCAUGUGCUUCUCCUCCUCAUGGUCUCAUCAGCUUAUCUGAACGCUUCUUUGUCUCCUCUCAAGUUCGCGAAUCCUCCUCUUCUUCUUCUGGUUCUAUCCUCCACUGGUCCCGGGACAAGCCUGUAGCAGAUGUUAAAAGCUUUCCUGCUGAACCAAUUAGUCCUCUUGUUUCGAAUUCUGAUGGCACUUAUAUCAUUGGCGGUGGUUGCUCUGGUAACAUUUACCUCUGGGAGGUUGCUAGUGGAAGACUACUUAAGAAGUGGAAUGCUCAUUAUAGAGGUGUAACUUGUUUGGUAUUAUCUGAUGACGAAUCUCUUUUGAUUUCCGGGGCUGAGGAUGGAUGUGUCCGUGUCUGGUCUCUUCUCAUGAUAUUUGAUGAUAUUGGAAGGACGGCCGCCACACAUCUGUAUGAACAUAACUUUUCUGAACAUACUCUAAAGGUGACCGAUAUUGUUACAGGCCAUGGGGGAUGCAAUGCAAUUAUUAUUUCUUCAUCUGAGGACCGUACGUGUAAGGUUUGGAGCUUAUCUAAAGGGAAGUUCUUGAGAACAAUAGACUUCCCUUCAGCGAUUAAUGCAGUCGCACUAGACCCCUGUGAACACAUAUUUUACGCUGGUGGUAAGGAUGGCAAGAUAUACGUUGUGUCACUUACUGGUGAGAACACCUCUGCGAGCAAGUAUGGGAUGCAUAUAGUUGGAGCAUUAUCUGAUAACAGCAAUACUGCUGUCACUUGCUUAGCAUUUAGCAAAAGUGGAGUCCUAUUAGUCUCUGGGUGGGAGGAUGGCAGAAUUCGGAUUUGGGACACAAAAAGCAAACAAAUUGUCCGUAUGCUGCAACACUCAAAAGGCCAAGUCAGCAAUGUUAUUGUCGUCCAUCGGCCACUCAAUUCGGCCUCUCAGACAUCAAUGGCAACACAAUCAUCGGCAUCUAAAAGGAACGCAUCAUUGCUACCACCACUGGAUAAAUAUGUAACCUCAACAGAUGACAAUGAUGACUUUAAGACUGUUACUGCAUCUCAACCUCCUCUUUCUAGAGUCACAGACGCUUUAUACUGCAGUUCUGAUGUGAUGAAAAGUCAAAUAAAAGAACUCCAGCAAGAGGGUUCGACUGCUGCUUCUCAACUGGAAUUGGAUAGACUAAGGGUAGACUGCAAAAGAUCUCUGCAGAUGUCCGAGCAAUGGAAGAAGAUGCACGGUGACCUGCAUCAGUUCUGCGCAGACGAAUUAGUAGAUUAUGGGCGAAAUGGGUGUGCUAAAUAAAAACAGUGCUAGCUGUGGCCCAGAGUGAUCAGAUUUUGUACUUAUAAGUAAGUAAGUUAUUUAGGUUAAUUUUAGGAACUGAAAUUAUUUAUUUAUUUGAGACAUGAUAGUGGAAUUUUUGGCAAAUU